Molecule: messenger RNA, 828 nt
Organism: Morus notabilis
Lineage: Eukaryota; Viridiplantae; Streptophyta; Magnoliopsida; Rosales; Moraceae
Product: protein FAR1-RELATED SEQUENCE 9-like
Exons: 1
Coding region: 1-828 (275 amino acids)
Molecular function (GO): zinc ion binding
Source: RefSeq, a predicted model, not a curated record
AUGAAUAGAACAAUCAGACAAUUCCUCGACAGUACGAAGUCUCUCACGGACUUUGUAUCUUUGGUUGACCACGCCAUUAACAAGCUGCACCACAAAGAUUUGCAGGAUGACUUCUCCCCCCGACACAAUAUUCCUUCUUUGCGACAUGCAGAUAUUUUAAACCCAUACUAUCAACAUGUUGCCUCUUUGUUCACGAGAAGAAUUUAUACAAAAAAGGUUUCUCACGAAAUAAAGCUCAUACAUGCAUACACUGUUAGGCAAGUUGAUGAGAUCGAUGGGUAUAUAAAUUUCUCAAUCAUCAAGUUCCCAAACGGAGACUCCGAGCACAAUGUUAUACGUCGCAUCUCUGACAGUCAUCUAACGUGCAAUUGCUUACUCUUCGAGACUGAUGGAUAUCCGUGCAGACACAUAUUUUCAGUUCUGAAGUUUCUAAACAUAACCAGAAUUCCAGAUUCGCUUGUUUUGGCAAGGUGGGCUGUUCAUGCAAAGGCCCAAUUCCAAACCAGAUAUCAAAGUAAUAACGAGGUCCCACAGGAGAUAUUGGAACUAACUAGGUUCGGAACCCUCAGUUCCGACUUCAACCAAGUAGCAUACUAUGCAACGAAAGUGGAGGAUUUCUACCAACAAACAAGAACAGAACUUGCAAAUUUAUGUUUAAAAUUUAAGAGCUUGAUGGAAAGGGAGCCACCUCUUGUGCAAGAAGAGUCUAUUGAUGAAAUCAAUCCGUUUGAAGUACUAAAAGAUCCUAUUGUUGUUCGAAACAAGGGAACGGCAAGGCGGCCGCAAGUGGGGCCUAGUGCUCAGGAGAAUUGGGUUUGGAAAGAUUAA